Phoenix dactylifera (date palm) is the source of this 1787-nucleotide messenger RNA. Its product is annotated as adenosylhomocysteinase-like. Gene Ontology annotation, biological process: L-methionine cycle. Gene Ontology annotation, cellular component: cytosol. NCBI's taxonomy places the organism in Eukaryota, Viridiplantae, Streptophyta, Magnoliopsida, Arecales, Arecaceae. Gene Ontology annotation, molecular function: adenosylhomocysteinase activity. The record is from RefSeq and is a predicted model, not a curated record.
UCUCGGCCCCCUAAAAAUCCCGGCAGUCUCCUAAAGAACAAAAAAAUCCCAUCUUUUCCACACUUCUCCACGAGUCUCGAGCUCGAAGCCGUCGCCAUGGCUCUCCUCGUGGGGAAGACCUCCUCCGGGCGCGAGUACAAGGUGAAGGACCUCUCCCAGGCCGACUUCGGCCGGCUCGAGAUCGAGCUCGCGGAGGUGGAGAUGCCCGGCCUCAUGGCCUGCCGCUCCGAGUUCGGUCCCUCCCAGCCCUUGAAGGGUGCCCGCAUCUCCGGCUCCCUCCACAUGACUAUCCAGACCGCCGUCCUCAUCGAGACCCUCACCGCCCUCGGCGCCGAGGUCCGUUGGUGCUCCUGCAACAUCUUCUCCACCCAGGACCACGCCGCCGCCGCCAUCGCCCGGGACUCUGUCGCCGUCUUUGCCUGGAAGGGCGAGACCCUCCAGGAGUACUGGUGGUGCACCGAGCGCUGCCUCGACUGGGGCCCCGCAGGCGGGCCGGACCUCAUCGUCGACGACGGUGGCGACGCCACCCUCCUCAUCCACGAGGGGGUCAAGGCCGAGGAGGAGUACGAGAAGACCGGCAAGAUGCCCGACCCGGCCUCCACCGACAAUGCCGAGUUCCAGAUCGUGCUUGGGCUCAUCAGGGACAGCCUCAAGGUGGAUCCCAAGAAGUACACCAAGAUGAAGGAGAGGCUCGUCGGCGUCUCCGAGGAGACCACCACCGGGGUCAAGCGGCUGUACCAGAUGCAGGCCAAUGGGACCCUCCUCUUCCCCGCCAUCAAUGUCAACGACUCCGUCACCAAGAGCAAGUUCGAUAACUUGUAUGGAUGUCGCCACUCUCUCCCUGAUGGGCUCAUGAGAGCCACCGACGUGAUGAUUGCCGGCAAGGUCGCGGUGGUGUGUGGAUAUGGAGAUGUGGGCAAGGGCUGCGCCGCUGCCCUCAAGCAGGCUGGAGCCCGUGUGAUCGUCACCGAGAUUGAUCCCAUCUGUGCCCUCCAGGCCCUGAUGGAGGGCAUCCCUGUCCUCACCUUGGAGGAUGUCGUCUCUGAAGCUGAUAUCUUUGUGACCACCACGGGGAACAAGGAUAUCAUCAUGGUGGACCACAUGAGGAAGAUGAAGAACAAUGCCAUUGUCUGCAACAUUGGUCACUUCGACAAUGAGAUUGACAUGCAUGGGCUGGAGACCUAUCCAGGAGUUAAGCGCAUUACCAUCAAGCCCCAGACAGAUCGCUGGGUCUUCCCAGAGACCAACACCGGAAUCAUUGUCCUCGCCGAGGGGCGUCUCAUGAACCUUGGAUGUGCCACCGGCCACCCAAGCUUUGUCAUGUCCUGCUCCUUCACCAAUCAGGUGAUAGCUCAGUUGGAGCUGUGGAAGGAGAAGUCCAGCGGCAAGUAUGAGAAGAAGGUGUAUGUGUUGCCCAAGCACUUGGAUGAGAAGGUCGCGGCCCUCCAUCUGGGCAAGCUGGGAGCCAAGCUCACCAAGCUCACUCCAUCCCAGGCUGAGUACAUCAGUGUUCCAACUGAGGGCCCCUACAAGCCCCCUCACUACAGGUACUAGGCUUCAGGUGAGGGUAAAAUGAAGGCAGCAGCAACACCUCCAAGUCAAGGUGUGGAGGAAUGAAAGUUGUUGGCCCUUUAAUUUUUGUUUUUGGUUUUGCUACCUCUGAAUUUGCCCUUUCUUUAAUCCUUAGGCUGUUUUUAUUGCUUAUCGACUUUGGUGAUGAUCGAUGUUGAAGGCAGGAUUUUAAUGAUCAAUGAAUGGUGAUCAUGAAUUUUUGCUUGUCUUUGCUA